Messenger RNA from Triticum turgidum subsp. durum (durum wheat), 678 nucleotides. The record is from the annotation of a GenBank genome assembly. Lineage: Eukaryota; Viridiplantae; Streptophyta; Magnoliopsida; Poales; Poaceae.
AUGGACGACGCCGGCGUCCUGCUGCUCUUCAGAGACAAGGCCUACCUCCACCCCGAGAAGGAAGAAACAUAUGGAGGGAAGGGAGAAGCUUGCCGGAAGGAAGGAAGAAGCUCGGCAGAGAACCCCUCUGGGUCUUAUCUUAGGGUGAUAGAUGACCCCACUAUCUAUCUUAGGGUGACUGACGAUCCCAUUAGCUAUGUUAGGGGUGCGGGGGUGGUGCAGGUGGUGGACCUGGUGAGAAGGGCGGUGCCGCUGGCCCUGGAGGUGGAGGACGACCCAAGGAGAGAGGAGCUGAGGCAGCUCCAGGAGAAGAAGGACGGCAUCGACAAGCUGGCGCACAGGCAGGUCCGGCGCAUCCUCUGGUCCGGGCUGGGGCUGAUCAUGUCCCAGAUCGGCCUCUUCUUCCGCCUCACCUUCUGGGAGCUCUCCUGGGACGUGAUGGAGCCCAUCGCCUUCUUCACCACCGCGUCCGGGCUGCUCGUCAGCUACACCUACUUCCUCGUGACAUCGAGGGACCCGACGUACCAGGACUUCAUGGAGAGGCUCUUCCUGUCCAGGAGGAGGAAGCUCUGCGCCAAGCACAGGUUCGACAUGGAGAGGUACCUGGAGCUGCACAGGCUUUGCAAGUGCCCUCUCGAAGGCCACUAUCCUCAUGGCCCCAAGCUUCACAACUUGUAA